Plenodomus lingam JN3 is the source of this 450-nucleotide messenger RNA. RefSeq names its product 60S ribosomal protein eL42 (gene RPL44). Gene Ontology annotation, biological process: translation. NCBI's taxonomy places the organism in Eukaryota, Fungi, Ascomycota, Dothideomycetes, Pleosporales, Leptosphaeriaceae. Gene Ontology annotation, molecular function: structural constituent of ribosome. Gene Ontology annotation, cellular component: cytosolic large ribosomal subunit; ribosome. The record is from RefSeq and is a predicted model, not a curated record.
AUGCACGAUUGCUUAGGUAAUAUUACCGAACGCACAAACGCUAGCGAUAUUGCAACCACAGCUUGGAGACGCAUCACCACCAACGCCAACCCUUCGCUCCCCACUAACGACAGAGCAAAAUCAGUCAAAAUGGUCAACGUACCCAAGACCCGCCGAACCUACUGCAAGGGCAAGGACUGCAAGAAGCACACCCAGCACAAGGUCACCCAGUACAAGGCAGGAAAGGCUUCGCUUUUCGCCCAGGGAAAGCGUCGUUAUGAUCGUAAGCAGUCCGGUUACGGAGGUCAGACCAAGCCCGUCUUCCACAAGAGGGCGAAGACAACCAAGAAGGUCGUUCUCCGUCUAGAGUGCACACAGUGCAAGACCAAGGCACAGCUCGCUCUCAAGCGAUGCAAGCACUUCGAACUCGGUGGUGACAAGAAGACCAAGGGUGCCGCCCUUGUCUUCUAA